AAGGUUCAUUCCUGUGGGAGGGAGACAGCUUUAUAGGAUCUGCAAGACAGCUCAGAGCAUGGUAUUGAACUGGACUGAAUCCUGAACAGCAGAGUAACAUUGAGACCGAGAGCAGUAGGAGUACUGCAGUGAAGAGAUCCGGUACACCUCCGCGGUUUUGAGUUCACAUCCUUUGAAAACUAAACGCCUACGCUUCACAAGCACCGGGAAGGAGAUUCAAGCCGUGAGCAUUCAUGAAGGGCACCUCAGGCCACAGCACUCACCUGGACAGGGGCCAGGGUGGCUGCCUGUUCCCUCACAUGGAGACCGUUGUGUUGAAUGGUACGUCACUUGGUCACGGUCAGGAGAGAGCCGUGUGCCCGGGGCGCGUGUCAGAUUCCCGGGUAGACUCCUUCAGCCCGUCCAUGCAGUGGGUCUGCCGGGAGAUCAGUGUCCAACCCACUCCCAGCUGCCAAACGCAGGAGAGGUCUCACCCUGGACUCAGCAGGUCGCAGACAGUCCUGGAGAAGUCCGUCGGCAGUCAGAAGCCCCCUCUCCAUGACAGAAUCCGGCGGGUCAACACCACUCGGGCCAUGGCUCAACAGGGCUCUGCUGCCUGUCCAGAGAGAGGGAAACCCUUCGAGCAAACGUGGAGAAACACUCCGCCCCUGAAAGCAAACUGUGCAGAAAGCGAGCCGCUGUCUCCAAGCCUCGACGAAACAAUUGAGAACCUCAACAACCUGAUUCUGGAACUGGAUCCAAGCUUCCAGCCCAUCAACAGCUGCACCAAGAGAAGCUACUUAUCGAGCAGCAGCAAGAGGCAGCAGGAUGGACCCAGUGACGACCCGCUCCUGGAUGCACAUGGCCCAGGGAUUCUGAUCUACGAUGAAUGGGAUUCGAGAACCCUGCACAAUGGCAGCACCUCACUCAACAGCAAGUGUGAACCGGACUCACCAGGACUGCGGCUCCAAAGCACGGCCAUCUCCAGCACCACUCCCUUCUACAGACUGCCUGAGACCACAGAGUACAAUGUGUUCGCUGCUGGACACACAGACUAUCCUUCCCUGCUACACCAUACCUACACUUCUACUGCUUCCUCAACUCCACAAUUCAGGGCCUCAUCUCCUGACUCUCGGAUUGCGGAAACCCUCAGCAACUCGUCGACGUGGGUGGCCGUGCCGAGUUCCCGACAGACACAGGGGUCCCUGUGCCUGGCUGCAGACUCCAGCUCACCACAGCAGAGUUCCCAGCCCAUCCCAGUUCCAUCCCCCAGCAACUACGCCGGCUCCGUCACCAAUUCCCUGCCUCACCAGCACAGCAACCUGCUCCCGCUCAUGCCCCUCCAGAGAGAAGCCCCCGGCUCCUACCUGUCAACAUCUGCGGGAUCCGACAACCUGAGUGGCCAGGGCCAACAGCGCAGGCUGGGGGAUAGUGUCAGCUCCCUGCUGUCCGCCUCCCCCGGCUGGGACACCUUGGGCAGUCCGCACUCACUGCUGAGCGAGGAUGGAGAGGCGGGGAGGAUUUACCGCUCAGCCGGGAGCACAUACGGAUCAUCCGGAUCAUUUGUGAACCUGCGGAGCCCCCGCACCGUCCCGCCCAGCCCCUGCAACAGCUCAUUCAGCGACCAGCAACUGCACCAGACCUCAGGCAGAGCCGCCGACUGCCGGACUUUGCCCCUCCCCGGAAGGCCGGCACACCCCCUCCAUCCACCUGGAGCCCGGGGAUCGGCCGAUGGUGGGCCGGGGCUGGUGCACCACGGACAAUCCAAGCGGGACGUGAAGAAACAGCCGAGCAGCUGCCCCGCCUCCGCCGCCAGCUCCUGGUCUGACAUCCCUCUCCUCCUGGUGAACGGCAGCACCCAGUAUCCGGACCAGGACCCAGAGCUCCAAAGGCCCCCAUCCACCUCCAGCGGCAUCAGUCUGCCCCGCGCCGUCUGUCCCACCAAAGAAUCCUCAAGGUCUUCCAGCACCACCUCCCUCACAGAUCUCCCAGGCGAUGCAGAACCUACUGUUAAGUUUGUACAGGAUACAAGCAAAUAUUGGUACAAACCAAACAUCAGCCGAGAGCAGGCCAUUGAGAUGUUGAGAGACAAGGAACCCGGUUCCUUCGUUAUCCGAGAGAGCUCCACGUACAUCGGCUCCUUUGGGCUCGCCAUGAAAGUCUCAUCAAACCCCGAAAGUCCCGAGAAAAAGACGGGAGAUUCUUCCAGUGAGUCAGUUCGACAUUUCCUCAUCGAAUUCUCCCGAAAAGGAGUGUGUUUGAAAGGAUGUCCUCAGGAGCCGUACUUUGGAAGCCUCUCGGCGCUCGUUUACCAGCACUGCAUCACUUCCAUCGGCCUGCCGAACAAGCUGCGCUUACCAAGGAGAGAAUGUUUGAAGGAUACCGGUGAAGGCUCCAGUUCUGAGUGGGCGGCUGGCAAAACUUCUCCCCCGAAGAACCAGAGAGCAGACUGCUCUGUUGUGUACUUGAUGUCUGUCACCAUGGAGUCUCUGACGGGACCACAGGCUGUCCUCAAAGCAGCUUCAUUCGUUCUGGAGCAGGAACCAUUGCCCGAAACUACAACUGUUCAGUUCAAAGUGACGGAACAAGGCAUCACUCUCACCGACAGCAAGAGAAAGUUCUUCUUCAGGCGACACUAUCAGGCCAGCUCCAUCAGUCACUGCGGUCUGGACCCCCUGCAGAGGAAGUGGCGGAAGGACAACGAGCCGUCAAGAAUGUUUGCAUUUGUGGCAAAAAAACAGGGAAGUUCUUUGGAAAACGUGUGUCACGUGUUUGCGGAGCUGGAGCGGGAUAACUCCGCACACCUCAUCAUCGGCCUGGUGACCAGAGCAAUACUGGAGCCUCAGAGGAGGUGACCAGGCCAGCAGACGACUUGGCCCCCCCCCCACCCGGCUGCUGCACCCUACGCCGCUCUCGGUGCACGGCCUGCAGAUCUGGCCGUGAGACACGACGGUGCCAGAGACAGAGUUCCGAUCUCCAACCCUGAAUUCCAGCUGUUGGAAUCUGUUCAACUGCAGACAGUGUCGGGAUCAAGAGAUAUCCCUGAGCAAGGUGUUGUGCAAGGGUGGAGCUGGUGCUGGGGCAGAACCACCUUCCAUGUCUGCUCCACAGAACAUAUGCUGUGUUUUCCAAUGGUUUCCAUUCAAAUUCCCUUUAAACUAGGAGGCACAGCCAAGCCACACCAUCCUCUUUUGGUAUCGGUACCCAAUAAACCCUCAGCUUCAUUCAACAUCAACACCCACCAAUAAUCGGCAGUUUCAAGAUCCCCUCUCCAGUGCGGGAGAGUGAGCCCAGAAAACUCAAACGAUGACUGCAGAUGCUGGAAAUCUGAAAUAAAACCAGAAAAUGCUGGAAACACUCAGCAGGUCAGGCAGUGUCUGUGGAGAGAGAAACAGUUCAUGUUUCAGGUUGAAGAUUCCUCAUCAAAACUCACCCCUUGACCCAAAAUGUUGACCAUUCCAGAGAUGCUAUCUGACCUGCUGAAAUUUUCCAGCACUUUCUGUUUUUAUUUCAGAAAGUGAGUCCAUUCCAUUCCUUCAUCUUCUCAAACAACCUCCCGUUUCUCCAAAGUUUUAAUCCCACCCCACCAAUCAGCUCUGCCUCCCUGGAAUGAAACUGAGAUUCAAACUCGCUUAGUUCUCCAGCUGUGAAGAUCGAUCUCCACACCCUACUGCAGUAUUUAUAACACACACCUCUAACAUGCACAGAUGACGUGUUGGCAAGGCCAGUGUGUACUGCCCAUUCCUGAUUGCCCUUGAGAAGGGGGUGGUGAGUUGUCUUCUGGUGAAGGGGCUCCCACAGUGCUGUUGGGAGGGAGCUCCAUGACUUAGACCCAGUGAUGAUGAAGGACUGGAGAUGUAUUUCCAGGUGAGGCUGAUGUCUUAGCUGCUUCAGGGAUGGUGCUCCCGUACACCUUCCAGUGGUGGAGACGGUGGCUUUGGUAGGUCCCUGUAGUGGGUUCAGCAGGACAUCCUGUGGAUCCAGACAUCCCUCCCAAUUAACAUUCCUGGACUUCUCUCUCCCACUCCACUCCACUUUGAUUCAGGGUGGUAUGUAGAAGCAAAGAGCUCGAUCAGUGUGUCAGAAUGCACUGGUAAAGGCUUGCUGCUGUAGGCAGAGUUGAACACUGUCUCUGGCCAGGAGUCCGCAAGGUGACCCAGAUGUAACCUGGCAGAGACCUGGAGAGACAGAACCACAGAUUGAUAGCUGAGUACAAGAGCUGGGACAUCGUGUUAUAGCUGCACAAUUCAUUGGUGAGACCACAUGAAGUAUUGUGCACAGUUCUGGACGCCCAGCUAUAGGAAGGAUGUCAUUCAGCUGGAAAGGGUGGAGAAAAGAUUCGCAGGGAUGUUGCCAGGCCUGGAGGGCUUGGGUUAUAAGGAGAGACCAGAUAAGAUGGGGUUUUUUUCCCUGGAGCUGAGGGGUGACAUGAGAAGGGUUUAUAAAAUCAUAAGGGGCAGCAAUAAAGUGAAUGAUCACAGUCUUUUCCCCAGGGUAGGGGAGUCUAAGACUAGAAAGCAUAGAUUUGUGAGAGGGGAAAUAUUUAAAGGGGACCUGAGGGGCAGGUUUUUCACCCAGAGGGCGGUGGGUGUGUGGAACGAGCUGCCAGAGGAAGUGGUAGAGGUGGGGACAGUUACAGGGUUUGAAGACAUUCGGGCCAAUUGCAGGUAAAUGGGACUGGCUCAGUAGGCAUCUUGGUCAGCACGGACGUUGUGCUGAAAGGCCUGUUUCCAUGCUGUAUGAUGCUAUGACUCUCCGACACCACCAGAGGAGGUCAUUCGACCUGUGCUGCCCUGUAAGGACCAUUUGGCCUGUCACCUGCCCUCAUUCAGUCAGAUCAUCUCUGAUCUGAUCUCAACCUCGGCUCCUGCAGCCUGUUCCUUUAACCCCAUGAACACCUCCAGUGGUGCCCCAGAUCCUCCCCCAGCCUUCGGAAUCCUAGCCCUAUGGGUAUGGAUCCAAUUCUGAUUGUUCUGCUGUCUCCUCCAAGGCCCAGAACCCAAUGCCUUUGUCACCAGUGUCACCAUAAUCUGUUUCCGUGUCCCAGGCCUCUGUAAGUAAAUCCCUGAGCCCCUAGGCUUUGUUUUGCCCUCUAGGGCCUGUGUACGUGUGUUUCCCGGUCCCUCUGUCCAUGUACCUUACAGUGAUGGGGGACCGAUGUGUGACUGUGGUCUAUGGGCUUGUGGGUUGAGCCAGUGCUGACUGCCUCCUGUUGCAACUGGACAUUGUUGGGGAACCCCAGCACUGAGUAACCACAGGUCAACUCAUCGGCUGCAGCUAAUCAGAUGGAUAUUGGACUUCCAAAAUAUCAACCCAAAUCCCACUGUGACAACAGGCAGCAAUACACUGGGGACUGGUGUUGCUUUGCUCAUGUUCUGAUGCUCAGUCUGAGUGCAGUCUAACAGGAAGAGUGAGAAUCCUUCCCAUUCCCAGCCAUCUCGUGGUCUCACUCAUCUCAAGUUCAAAACCAUAGGUCACAAGGCCAGUUGUCAAGUUGAUCCCAGAUCCCUGCACCACUUCCUAACUCAGCGCUUCCCUCAGCAGCUCUGUGUGGUUCCAAUAAACCCCGAGCUGAGGCAACAAAUGCAACAGUUAUGAAUGCCAGUGAUCUGAUGCUCUACAGAGGCACAACCUGGGUUCAAUUCUGACCUCCAGUGUUGUCUGUGUGGAGUUUGCACACUUUCUCUGUGACUGCGUGGGUUUCCUCUGGGUGCUCCGGUUUCCUCCCACAUCCCGAAGACAUGCAGGUUGGUGUGUUAAUUGGUCGCUGUAAAUUGUCGUUGGUGUGUAGGUGAGGGGAAUUGAUGGGAAUGUGGGGAGAAUAAAAAAAUUGGGAUUAGAAUGGAAUUAGUGUAAGUGGGUGGUGGG
Molecule: messenger RNA, 5847 nt
Organism: Pristis pectinata (smalltooth sawfish)
Lineage: Eukaryota; Metazoa; Chordata; Chondrichthyes; Rhinopristiformes; Pristidae
Product: tensin-4-like
Exons: 15
Coding region: 234-2834 (866 amino acids)
Molecular function (GO): protein binding
Source: RefSeq, a predicted model, not a curated record